AUUUAAAUUCUCCCUUGGACCUUACGGCACCCGAAUUUUCCCGUGAACAACCUAAAACCACUUUCUCGCCACCCAAACACUCCCAAAACCCCUAACUUUAUUUCCUUUUUCUUUCAUUUUUUUACUUCAAUAUAUUUAUAUCUUCUUCCGACGACUCAAAAAGGUAAAGCCUUUUCUCUUCUUAUACCUAUAGAUAAAUAUAUAUAUAUAUAUAUAUAAUCAGUCACUGAUGUCGUCGGAACCCUCGGGUGAGUCCCAGGCGCCGCUGCUCCAGCGUCGGCAGGGCGCCGACGAUGGGAAUUCCGAGUCCAUCGCCUCCGCGGCUCGGCCCGCUACGUUGGCGAUGCUGCUAGGAAGGGCGACGGGGCGACGCGGAGCGUCCAUGCUGGUGAGGGAGACUGCGGCGAGGGAGCUGGAGGAGCGCCGCGCCGAUUGGGGGUACUCGAAACCGGUGGUGGCCCUGGACAUGAUGUGGAACACCGCUUUUGUGGUGGUGUCCGUGGUGAUGCUCAUCAUGACCGUCCAUGAGAGGCCUAACUCGCCGAUCCGUCUCUGGAUUUGUGGCUACGGUGUCCAGUGUGUCGUCCAUGUCGUGCUGGUUGGUCUUGAGUUCCAUAGGAGGAAUGCUAGGAGGCGCAGAAAUCAGGAAUCGCCGGAAGCUGCAGAUAAUUCCGGGAACGACUCCGACGAGGAAGACGAGUACGGUCAGAGGAGUAUGAGUCGCUCCAGUUUCACAAAGCGUUGUGAAUCAGUGAAUACAGUAGUGUCAUUUCUCUGGUGGUUACUUGGCUUUUAUUGGGUAGUCUCUGGUGGUGAUGCUCUCCUGCAAAAUGCUCCUAGAUUGUACUGGUUGGCGGUGGUUUUUCUGGCAUUUGAUGUCUUCUUUGCCAUCUUUUGUGUUGUUUUGGCAUGUUUGAUUGGCAUUGCCCUCUGUUGCUGUUUGCCAUGUAUUAUUGCAAUUCUUUAUGCCGUUGCAGGGCAGGAGGGUGCAUCAGAAGCAGACCUCAGUAUUCUUCCAAAAUAUAAGUUUCAAGUAUCUAGUAAUGAGGAAAAGCCUUGUGUGGGAGCUGGAAAAAUGGUUCCUGUAGGAACAAGCAGCGGAUACUUAGCAACUGAACGCAUUCUUUUAGCUGAGGAUUCUGAGUGCUGUAUAUGUCUUGUCUCCUAUGACGAUGGAGACGAACUCCAUGCUCUCCCCUGCAACCACCAUUUUCAUUCCACAUGUAUUGUGAAAUGGCUCAAGAUGAACGCGACGUGUCCACUCUGCAAGUACAACAUUCUCAAAGGAAAUGAACAGGUUUAGAGGAAUUAUAGUGAUCUGCCAAUAUUUUAUUUCGUCUUCCCAAUGUUAUGUACAUAAAAUGUCGAGGCAGAAAGAAGAGCAAAGCAUAGUGUUACUUUAUUGAGUCAACAGAUUUCUAUUUUAGGUGAUUUGGAGAUCUCCAAGUGCUUGUUUCUGUAUAUGCUCUUUCCCGAUUGUGCAAAACUUAGCAAUCACUUUGCAGGGCUCCAAAAUCAUGUUUGUUUUUGUGUAGACAGGAAGAAAUGAUUGUUUGCAAUUUGGCAUAUUGAACUCACAGUCAUAAUUUGAGGCUGCUUUUGUCUCUGUUCUGGAAUGUAGGUAAUGAUGACAUGAAUCUUUCUAUUUUUCUUGCUCAUAAUACUACUCUUUAUAAUCUGUA
Humulus lupulus (European hop) is the source of this 1682-nucleotide messenger RNA. Its product is annotated as E3 ubiquitin protein ligase RIE1-like. The transcript has 5 exons. Bases 230 to 1303 code for a protein of 357 amino acids. NCBI's taxonomy places the organism in Eukaryota, Viridiplantae, Streptophyta, Magnoliopsida, Rosales, Cannabaceae. The record is from RefSeq and is a predicted model, not a curated record.